Loa loa (African eye worm) is the source of this 153-nucleotide messenger RNA. RefSeq lists its product as hypothetical. The record is from RefSeq and is a predicted model, not a curated record. Bases 1 to 153 code for a protein of 50 amino acids. The transcript has 2 exons. Lineage: Eukaryota; Metazoa; Nematoda; Chromadorea; Rhabditida; Onchocercidae.
AUGCCACUAUAUCCAACCCUGGAGGAUUUAUUGGUUGAUCAAUAUCAAUAUCAGCAAUAUGGCAGCUGUUCAAGUCACGAUUCUCCGCCAUUUCGUUCUACCGCAGAACCAUCUGCUCCGCUCUACGAAUCAAAUUCUUCCGUCCGUGAGUAG